This is a messenger RNA of Orbicella faveolata, 5702 nucleotides long. RefSeq lists its product as uncharacterized. NCBI's taxonomy places the organism in Eukaryota, Metazoa, Cnidaria, Anthozoa, Scleractinia, Merulinidae. The record is from RefSeq and is a predicted model, not a curated record.
GUAGCUUUAUUUGCAAGACACAUUGUAGACUGAUUGGUUGGAAUAAAAUGAGUGGUUGAUCGAGCCCAUUUUAACAAAAUUUGCAUGAUUCGCAAUGUUCAAAUUAAUAAAUUGGGUUGUGCAUAACCGCAUGCAAACAAAGAAAGUAAUACAUCGGUAGCAAUAUUCUUUGGAAAAUUCUCAAACUUCCAUGGGGGCCUGCCUUCAUGCAGUUGUCUGUACCGAUCACGACUUAUUUCUUCACAAUUUAAUCAUUUUUUGUAAACAUGAGCUUUGUCACGCGUAAUUGACUUUCAAUUCUUUAACAGCAAACUUUAAACUUUAAACAGCAAACUCCUAUCCAUACCAUCCUCAACAAAUUUCCUGCUAAUUAAUAAAAUUACUAAAGGCACUAGGGGGCUACCCGCCUCCAACUGUGAGAGGAACGCAAUGAAAGACCAUGAAAUAAUGUAUAGUUCUCGCUCCUGUCAGAAUAAGGAAAUAGUUUGCUUUGGCUUUUGAUCAUCCGUGCAUGAGACCAAUUGUUCACAAAGUCAGAAAUGCGCAUAUAUUAAUUACUAUCCUCGUAAAUUACGGAUCGGCAUGAAUAAGACGAGCCACCAAUGUUACUGGAUGAAAAUAGGGUAACAUAUGAAUAGAUGUAUCAGUUUGUAUUUGUGAACGUCUCAAGAUUGCUGUGAGAAUUCUAGUUCACUUAGCCCUUGCAGCUUCAUGAGAUAGACUUGUGCAUUCCAUUCAUGAAAGCGCGCUACAAACACAAUGUCUGAAAAUAACGUCUGGAGCGCAGAAUCUUGUUCGUUGAAGAGCUUUGUACACAGCUACACUCUUCCACAAGUAGUGAAGGUCGAAGAAGGGUUCUGUAGUAAAGAUGACACCGAAACUCUUUCGACCGGGGAGAUUCUUAUGCUACACUCUGCCACCACUGAGCUGCUCGUGGAAGAUGCUGAUCACAGGCAGUAUUUUGUACCACUCAAUUGUCAGUGUAAAGUGGAAAUACUUCCUAGGAUCUGCGAGGACAGGUAUUACACCGUGAAAGAUGUUGUCGACGCCUGGACGCCCUCUGAUUUCAAGUUCAUUCGUGUUGUUGAAGUCCACUCGCCUCCCCCUUCGUUACGUAUAAGAGCAGGACAAAUCUUGAAACUCAACAAAACCGUCGAACACAACCGUAUAAAGUUUCUGGAAUGUGUGUUUUAUCGCAAGACUGAAUACCUUGUGAAGCUCCCUUUCGAUGUCAGAGCUGUUUUUGAGCCCUUAGCCAGAAAAGAAUCAUACCCUUUCCAAGAGGUCCUAGACUGGUUUGAGUUUCCUGUUCGAGUGAAAUUCAAGUCAAAUUGCAAGACACAAGAUACAAACAACAACCAGUCGCGAGGCUCUGUUCUCCUUACGAACAUUCGACGAGAGUCGAAAAUUACUGCUACCAAUCGGGAUGACGACAUGAAUCCAGUUUUAAUGAUUCCGACUGAUUUGGAUGUGUACGUGUUUCCCGCGCGUGGAGCUAUUCUGGGCGAUAAAGAAUACGCCAGAUUUUGUAAAGCAAUCCACAAUUUCACGAAGCUCUCAAAGGUCGACCUCUUUAGAAAUAGUUCCAGAUUGUGUAAAUGUUUUGUAGAUCCUGCUGAAGAGAAAAUUGAAAAUAACGAAGUGGUAGACUUUCUCCCAUCCCAAACGAUUCAGGACACUCAUAGACAUUCAAUACCAAAACCAGCAAAUCCUAAACAGGCUUCAUCUUUGAGCGGCAUGCUGAUACGAACUGGUGGACAUGUUUUGACGACAUCGAAUGAAAACCCGUCUAACACUUCAAAUGACCACGCACCACCUCGCCCACUUCGAGUUGAAUCGCCGCCGCGAUCGAAACCUCCAAUACCUCCAGAAACUCCUAAACAGGCCCCAUCGCCUAGCGCCAGGCUAAACCAGUCACCGCAUCAGAGCAUACAGGGUGAAUAUCUGUCAACAACAUCGAAUGAACACCCGUCCAAUUCUAUUGAUGACCAGGCACGACCUCGUCCACCUCGAGUUGAAUCCCUGCCGCAUUCAAACGCUACCGGCGGUGAUAAGGAGGACGAUUAUCAUCAUUAUGAUGAAAUUUCUUUCACGAAUAGGAAUUCAGAUCUUGCUCUCUCACUUGAACGCUACCACAUGGACAACGACAGUGAGAGAGUACCGAAACGUCAAAAAGACAAACUCGGCCAAAGUAAAAGUUCUAAGAGAAAUUCGCUACCAACAGUGAUUACCAAGUUUCCCUCGACCCUUUCUGGCCAUUUGCAAUGUGAAACUAAUGAUUCUGCGGUCUCUCCACAAAGACCUCAUCUGACUAGUCCUUUAUCUGGAGCAUCGUCAAGCGUCUUGUCUUCAGAUGCUGCAUUUUCGAGUCAGAAAUCAUCCACCCAGGAAGGAUCUAUACCUGAACAGUCAAUCCUUCCGACUCAAUCUCUGGUAUUCUCUUGUCUGGAACAAUCCCAGGAUUACCCAGCUGAGAAUUUAUGCAUUGAACCUGUACCCGCACCAUCGAUCCUUUCUAAUUCUAUUUCAGAAUUUUCAGUUUUUUCUCAAGAUCUUAAAGACCUCUCUGUGGCAGGAGUAGUGGAAUGUCUCACAAAUCUGCACAUGGGACAGUAUGCUGAAAUGUUUCAAAGAAACCUAAUUGAUGGACAACUUUUAAUGGAACUAGAUCUGGAGUCUCUCUCAGACCUUGGAGUAAGGAAUCCCUUACAUCAGAAAAAAAUACUUAAGUUUAUAAAAGGAUGGAGGCCUAAUGCAAGCUAUGAGAAGUAUCUGAGACAAGUGCAUCGACGCAAAGUUUCAGCCGAAGAUGUGCAGUUCACCGAACACGGUACGUUCCGCGGUUUAGUCCUUUAUGACGUAAAUACUGUAGAGGAAGUAAUGUUUGAAAAUAUUGUGUGGAGCGAGGAAUCGUGUACCUUGAAAACGUUCGUCGAUAGGUACCCUCUUCCACAACUGGUGAAAGUCGAAGACGGGUUCUAUAGUGUCAAAGAAGCUGAAACACUUUCGAACGACGAUAUUCUUACGCUACAUUUCACCAAACAAACUGAUAAGCUGCUCGUAGAAGCCGCUGAUCACAAGCGGCAUUUCGUACCACUCAAUUGCCCAUGUAAACUUGAAAUACUUCCCAGAUUCAGCGCAGACAGGUAUUACAGCGUGGAAGAUGUUGUCGACGCCUGGACUUCCGCUGAUUUCAAGUUCAUUCGUGUUGUCCAUAACGGUCCUCCUCAACUACGUAUAAGAGCAGGAGACAUCUUGAAACUCAGGAAUACAGUCGAAGAAAAACGGAUCAAGUUUCUGGAAUGUGAAUUUCAUGACAAGACAAGGGACCUUGUGAGGCUUCCUUUAGAUUUCAAGGCUGCAUUCGAGCCUUUAGCCAAUGCCGAGCAGUGUCAUUUGCAGGAAGUAAGGAAGAUGCUUCCUGUCCGAGCGAAGUUUACCUCUGGUGAAACCACGAUACAAGGUGUAAAUGACAUCAACGUUGAUUUGGCGUCACUCGGUUCUGUUCUCUUAAAAGAAUUUCGAGAGGAGAGAACAGUCAUUGCUACCAGUCGUCAUGACAAUUUGGUCACGGUUUUAAUGAUUCCCGAACAUCUGGAUGUAAAUGUAUUUCCAGCACUUGGGGCUGUAAUAGGCGAUAAAGAAUACGCCAGAUUUUGCAAAGAAAUCCACGAUGGCACUGAGCUUACAAAGGUUGACUUCUCCAAGCAUGAUACUAUCACGUUGGAAGAACCGACUGUUGAUGUUAUCUAUGAUUACGCGGAAGUAAAACCACUGCUCCCCCGUCGUAAACGUCGGGACUCGAAUCAAAGUGACAACUCAGACGCCGGUGAUGAUUACGAUAGUAUCGAUGUCAACAAACCUCCAAUACCACCAAGAACAACAUCUAAGAGUCACAAGCCCUUGACACAGUCUAAAGUUUGUGAGGAUGCCGAGCCACCCUCAAGACCACCAAAGCCACAACCGAAACCAAAGCCACAACCGAAACCAAAACCACAACCGAAACCAAAGCCUCACACGCCAUUGUCUAUGAGCGUCCACCCAGUACCACUGUAUGAAAACACGCAGGCUGACAGUGAGUUUAAAGCACCGAUAGAAAAGCCGCUUGGGUUUCGCGAGGCACCACCUCGUCACUUUGAUGAUGGCAACGACGACAAUGUGGAUGAAGACGACGAAAACUCAUACUUUAGUUCGGACGAAGAUUACAUCUACCCUGAACUUGAUGAACUGGAAUGGAGUGCGUCCAGUUACGGCGAGCCCGAAUCACCAAAAGAACAACUGGACCUCGGUGAAGGACCUAAGAAAAUCUCAAUGAAGGAAAGAUUUCUCGCCAAGCUUGGGAAGGCCGUUCCUAAAUCGCCAACCGUCUUCUCUUUUAACGUCUCGGGGUCUCCACAAGGUUCGCGCCCGACUCCAUCAUCACUUGCAGUUCCGUCAUCUUCUUCCACCUCAUCGCGGGCAGCGAAGGGUCGCGAUUUACCUCAGAGUUUCCCGGAUGAUCUCGGAAACCUGUCUGUGUCAAAAGUGAGCGAAUGCCUCAGACUGCUCAACAUGGGAGAGCACGUGGAAACGUUUGAAAGCGAGCAGAUUGAUGGACAGCUUUUCAUAACGCUAAAUGAGGAAACGUUACCAUGUCUUGGAGUAAUUGACAAAUUCCAGCAGCAAAAAUUACUUAAGUUUAUACAGGGAUGGAGGCCUGUAAAGAAAUAAUCAACUCUAAGCAAUUGAUCGAAUCACUGAUUAAGGCACUCAGUGAGGGUGCAAGUCUGUUGUUAUAACCUUGCAAGGUGCGUGUUGUGGAUAUCUUUGAACAAAGAGUGAUUUCAUUAUGAGUUGUGCUCAUUUCUAAGUAUCAGCGACUAUAUUGGACAUAGAUAUUAUUACUCUGCAAAUCCGAAAUAGGAAACCACUUUGAUCUGAAUGUAUUAUGUUUUAGUUGAAAUCUACUUGUGCUCUAUCACGAAUGCCGUUCUUCUGUUGAUUACGCUACUCAUUGUCUAUUCUUUUGUAGAUGUUGAGUAGCCCGCGGUUGUUAACAAAAUGGCGGCGGCGUUUUUGCGUUUUUCACGACUAGUAGGCCUAUACUAAGACAAUACAUUAUUCGCUCUGGAUUUCUAUGUAUAGUAGUUGACCCGAGUUGUGCCGUCCUCGUCAACUAUCACGCAAGCCUGCAAAUAACAGUCGGUCAUCGGACAAUUGUCUGGUGAAUGAGGGUUUUGAGACUUGUUACAUAUAUAGCAAUCGCAUGUCAGUUAGCGUCAAGAAUUGUCUGGUGAAUUUGAGGUUUUGACAGGUAAAAGCUUAGUCAGGUCGGGCAGUCUCACCGGGCAUUUCUACUACACGAAAAAUAUUUUAGCUGGAAAUUUGUGACCGAAUAUGAAACAAGUUAUUUUAUUGCGCUGUCACACCCAAAAAAGCUUUGUUAUCGCAGUUUCAUUUUUAUUCCAUUUCUGAGAAAUAAUUUUGUCACGCGCAAUGCGUCGUCACAAAUGUCACGUCGAAUUGUAAACACGCCACAUCAGCGCCACUAUUCAAUCUGUGUUAAAUUACGCAUUUUGCGGUGGUGUCGUGAAAGAUCGUGAAGCCCCAUUUAAGUCUGAAUUACGUUCGUCUGAAUAAGUAGUAAAACCUGAGUUCUUAUGUUGUUACUCGUAGUUUGAUAUCUGCAAGUGUUGUGAAAUAAAUUUUUAGUCGUAAUUUGA